Conger conger (European conger) is the source of this 2254-nucleotide messenger RNA. RefSeq names its product aminoadipate aminotransferase (gene aadat). The transcript has 14 exons. Bases 217 to 1494 code for a protein of 425 amino acids. NCBI's taxonomy places the organism in Eukaryota, Metazoa, Chordata, Actinopteri, Anguilliformes, Congridae. Gene Ontology annotation, molecular function: L-kynurenine:2-oxoglutarate transaminase activity; pyridoxal phosphate binding. Gene Ontology annotation, biological process: biosynthetic process. The record is from RefSeq and is a predicted model, not a curated record.
UCCAUCGGCACUUGCAUAACUAAAUAUGCUUCCAGACAAGGUCACAAUCCGUGUCUAACCGAGUGUAAACUAUUUAACAUCAUAUUGCAUAACUAUUUAAAACUGUUUCCGAUUGACGUCAGUCUUCUAGAAAGGAUUUUGUAAACUUUUCUGCUCAUCUUAUUGCACCUUCGAGUUUCACAGUCCUCGGCGCGGCUGACAGCCAGUCAAGCUGUCAUGAAUUACUCCCGGUUUUUCACCGCUGUGAGUGCUGCAAGGAAGCCAUCUCCUAUUCGCAUAAUAACUGAACUUCAGCAGCGGUCACCCCCUUCUGUCAUCUCACUGGCCGGCGGAGCCCCCAACCCUGACACCUUCCCCUUCCACUCUGCCACCGUCAAAGUGAAGAAUGGGGCGAGCAUUGUGCUUGACGAGACAACAAUGAAAAGGGCUCUCCAGUACUCUGCCUCCAGUGGGAUACCAGAACUUCUGUCUUGGAUGAAGACCCUCCAGAGGAAUCUCCACAAUCCACCAACAGCUUCAAACAGUGUGGCGGGAGGGCAGAUGGACAUCUGUGUGACCACAGGUAGCCAGGAAGGCCUCAGCAAGACUUUUGAGAUGCUUGUUACUCCCGGGGACAACGUUCUUCUAGACGCGCCCACAUAUUCUGGGACUCUGGCAGCACUUCAGCCGUUAGGUUGCAAUAUCAUUAAUGUCCCAAGCGAUCAGUUCGGAAUGAUCCCGGGAGCUCUGAGGGAGAUCCUGUCCAGGUGGGACCCGGCAGAUGCCAAAAAGCCAGGCAGUACAGUUCCCAGAGUCCUCUACACCAUCCCUAAUGGGGGAAACCCUACUGGUGCUUCAAUGACCGCUGAGCGCAAGGCUGACGUCUACCAGCUUGCCAGAGAAUACGACUUUCUUAUAAUUGAGGAUGAUCCUUACUACUUUCUACAGUUUCAGAAGCCCUGGGCUCCUACGUUUCUGUCCAUGGACGUGGACGGGCGGGUCAUCCGGACAGACUCCUUCUCAAAGAUCUUGUCAUCUGGUCUUAGGAUCGGGUUCGUGACUGGGCCCAAGCCCCUUGUGGACAGAGUGGUUCUGCACAUCCAGGCCUCUACCAUGCACACCAGCACCUUCACACAGCUUAUGGUUUCCCAGCUGUUGCAUGGGUGGGGACAAGAGGGCUUUCUGAACCACGUCGACGGUGUGGUGGAGUUCUACAGAAAACAGCGAGACGCAAUGCUCUCCUCUGCAGACAGAUGGCUUAAAGAUUUGGCAGACUGGCACACCCCGGCGGCUGGCAUGUUCCUCUGGAUCAGGCUGAAGGGCGUCGCAGACACCCAGCGGCUCAUCAGCGAGAAGGCCUUGGAGAAAGAGGUGCUGUUGAUCCCUGGAGGAGUAUUCAACAUCGAUAGCUCAGCACCCAGUCCGUUUGUAAGAGCUGCCUUCUCGUUGUCCACUCCUGAGCAGAUUGACGAGGCUUUCAAGAGACUGGCUUCUCUAAUCAAGGAAGCCUUAUGAAGAAAUCAACAUGAAGAAAUUGAUUUUCAUUGAAAGAAAUGCAAAUGGAUUGUAAUUAAUUGGAAUAACUUUCACACAGGUAUGCUGUACCCUGAGAAUUGGUAAAAGUGUAUUUAUAGUAAAAUGCUUUCAUAAAUACUACUUUGAUACAGAACAAUAAAGUUAUUCUCCUGAUUGUUUUCAUUUAAAUUACAUUUAAUAUAUUUGUAGGCCAUCUCUGAUAAUUAUCUGCUGACUCCAAAUGUCUUGUAAAUGGUAAAUGGCAGGCAUUUAUAUAGCGCCUUUAUCCAAAGCGCUGUACAAUUGAUGCUUCUCCAUUCACCCAUUCAUACACACACUCGCACACCGACGGCGAUUGGCUGCCAUGCAAGGCCCCGACCAGCUCGUCAGGAGCAUUUGGGGGUUGGGUGUCUUGCUCAGGGACACUUCGACACAGCCCGGGUGGGGGAUUGAACCGGCAACCCUCCGACUGCUCUUACUGCCUGAGCCGUGUCGGCCCACAAUUUUUAAAUGUAUUUGUUUCAAAUGACGGUGGAACCUUUCUGUCAGUUUGGUCGCAAGGACAUGCAACAGUUGUGUUUAGGUGAAUGGAAACAGUGGUAGACAAAUUUCAUAAGCACCUUUUUAGCUCUAACUCUCUUUGGCUGGAAUGCCUUGCUGGUAUGUUGGUGAUGUUUACCCUUUGUUGGCAAAGGGUAUUAUGCUAAAGAGGGAGAGUUUAUUUGUUUGUAGAUUCAAUCAAUAAAAGCUGAAAAGGUUG